AUGUGGUCUAGCGCCGCCACUGCUCCGAAGAACCCUAAAACCUUACCAAAAAACAAAACAGCACUUCACCUAGUCCAGAAAAUUUCACAAUGUGACAAUGAUCCGCACGUUCCAGCUAUGUUACCCGUAUUGGUGGAGCCGAGAGCGGCUGUACCAUUGGCUCCAGCUAAUGCCGCGGGAUUCCACCUGGAACUGUUUCAUCUGUAUCUUCGCGCUGGCCGCCAUAGUGUGGGUAGUUGUAGAGAUUCAGUCGGGUACGUGCUUGAUUCCAUAUCGUACCUCCACUACAUUGUAAACAGAGAGAUCUGGCAGAAGAACUUUAAGACACUAUGCUACGUCCUGCGCAUGCACCGCCCAAUUCAAUACCUCUGGAACUUAAACGACUAUACGUUAAAAGGCAGCAUACUGGGUACAGCUCUCAAGUACUUCUACCUGUUCUUCGUGCUGAGGAUCAUGUGGGCUUUGAUCUGGCUUCAUGUCGAUGAGUUCGAACGCAAACACAUCGAGGAGUAUAGCAGGAGAGCCUUACACGAAGUACAAACAGAGCUGAAGCAGACGAACCCCGCUAGUCAAUUUCUUGGCGCGCUGUACAUCGUAAACAAGAUGUUCAUACCGAUCGGGCCGUCAGUUGCUCCAGCCAAUGACAUGGAGCGCAUCGCAUGCUUGCUGGUGAUGCUGACCGGAAGUCUGGUGGUGACCGGUGCAGCUGUGGCGUCCUUAUCUCUCGUCAUCAGCAUCUACAUGCGCCCUGAAGAGGCCUUCCAGGAGAGAUACCGUCUGAUCAUAAAGGAAAUGGUAGAGUCCAUGGUGCCACCGAGUCUCCGUGAAAAGGUGGAGACAUUUUAUAAGAUGUACUGGCACAAGCAGAAGGCAGUGUCGGCCACGCAGCUGCUCCCAACCUACCCUCCUACGUUGCCGAAUACCAUUUACACUGACAUCUAUUUCGACGCCACGCAAAAGAAUCGCAUAUUGUGUGACUUAUCUUACGAGUUUCUGUCGAAGUUGGCGAAAAAAAUGAGCACAGUACUGUACAUCCCCGGAGACGCCAUCAUCAAGAGGUCUUCCAAGAAGUCUACCAUGAUCUUCAUCGCUUACGGCGAUAUCGAGAUGGUAUCUGCAGAGGACGACAGCACGGCGGUGUUGCGUCUGACGCGCGGCUCCUUGCUGGCGGGGUGCGCGGGUGGUGCGGUGGCGGCCUGCGCGCGCGCCUACGUCGAGAUCCGUGCUGCUACCUUCUGCAUCACGCAUGCGCUUACUAUGAGAGACCUGUGGCUGGUGGUGUUAAAGCACAAGAGUAGCAUUUUGCAUUUCAAACGCAAACUGAUGGCACUGAAGGAAGAGACGGAUGAACGUGGCGAUCAGCUUCUCCAACGGAGAGACGUCUUCUUGAAGAUAGCUGAUGUGAAGAUAGCUGGUAAAGCAGUUCUACCUGCCACACCAGCCAUCCUCACCUUGCCGGCCUGCAUGUUGCUUCUUCACGCCUCCUUUAAAGGAUCCCAGGUUACGCACCCCUAUUAUUUGGUAUUCAAGAAGAAUGUCCCAGUGGAGUUCAGGUUCUUCGAUUACGUAGUGACUAUGCUGUACGUUCUGGACCUCAUUGUAUACCUUUCCACGGGGGCUAACGUCGAAGAAGGAGUGCCGAUAACGUUUUCUCAAACGUCGGCGCAACAGAUGCGUAGCCGCUGGUUCGUGCUGGACGUGGUCGGUACUCUUCCUCUCUUCGAGUUCGUAAACGAUGGACACUUCGCCGGCAUCAACAAACUACUCAGGCUCCCUAAGGUAACGCAUCUUCUUCUUCUUGUUGUUGCUACGGGCGUUUCCGCAACUCGACGUCCUUAUGGCGCCUGUUUUGCGUGAGGAGGGUGUAUGGCCGGGAUCACUCCAGCCAGCCCAGCUCCCCCAGGAACGCCCCCAGGGCCUUCACAUUGGUGACUGCCUCUUGAAGGUUUCCCGGUGAGCCGAGGUAUUUCGCCCGGUAUUCGGCCACUCCGUUGCAUUCCAGCAGAACGUGAGUAGCUGUUUCUUCUGCCUCCAUGCAUCCUCUGCAUAGGGGGCUGUCCGUGGCACCUAUGUUGAAAAGAUGUCUGUUAAAAUGUGCAUGUCCAGUAAUAGUACCUGUUACCAUGCGCAAUGUAGGUUUGCUUAGCUGUAGGAGAGUUUUGGAGAAGGCAGCGUUCACCCGUGGCAAAGCGAGCUUGGUCUGCCUGCACGUCUCCAGUUCGAGCCAGUGUUGCUGGUG
This is a messenger RNA of Chilo suppressalis (striped riceborer), 2239 nucleotides long. The record is from the annotation of a GenBank genome assembly. Lineage: Eukaryota; Metazoa; Arthropoda; Insecta; Lepidoptera; Crambidae.